Molecule: messenger RNA, 1140 nt
Organism: Lodderomyces elongisporus
Lineage: Eukaryota; Fungi; Ascomycota; Pichiomycetes; Serinales; Debaryomycetaceae
Gene: MVD
Product: diphosphomevalonate decarboxylase
Exons: 2
Coding region: 1-1140 (379 amino acids)
Biological process (GO): isoprenoid biosynthetic process; isopentenyl diphosphate biosynthetic process, mevalonate pathway
Cellular component (GO): cytosol
Molecular function (GO): diphosphomevalonate decarboxylase activity; ATP binding
Source: RefSeq, a predicted model, not a curated record
AUGUCAGCCCAACAGGCCACAGUGACUGCUCCCGUCAACAUAGCUACAUUGAAGUAUUGGGGAAAAAGAGACAAAACACUAAACCUCCCAACCAACUCCUCCAUUUCAGUGACACUCUCACAAGCCGACCUUCGAACCCUCACUACGGCCUCCGUAUCACCCGAAUACACAGAGGACAAAUUAUGGCUCAAUGGGAAACUUGAAUCGCUCCAAUCUGCAAGAACACAAGCAUGUCUUGCCGAGCUCCGCUUUUUGCGUUCGGAAUUAGAAUCGAAAGAUUCUGCACUCCCCAAGAUUUCCAACUGGAAGUUGCAUAUUGUGUCUGAGAACAAUUUCCCUACUGCUGCGGGCUUGGCCUCUUCAGCAGCAGGCUUUGCCGCAUUGGUGUAUGCCAUCGCUACAGUGUAUAAACUUCCACAAUCAGCGAAUGAAUUGUCGAAAAUAGCCAGAAAAGGUUCAGGUUCGGCAUGCCGUUCAUUAUUUGGUGGGUUUGUUGCUUGGGAAAUGGGCCAAAACGAAGAUGGUUCAGACUCAAAAGCGGUUCAAAUUUCCGCCGAAGAGCAUUGGCCAACUAUGCGUGCGGUAAUCCUCGUUGUAAAUGAUGAGAAGAAAGACACCCCAAGCACUGAGGGUAUGCAAACAACCGUCAAGACAUCCGACUUGUUCCAACAUAGAGUCACAAAUGUUGUCCCUGCAAGAUUUGAGGAGAUGAAACAAGCAAUUAUUACGAAAGAUUUCCCAAAGUUUGCCGAAUUGACUAUGCGCGACUCAAACCAGUUCCAUGCUACAUGUUUGGACUCAUAUCCACCAAUCUUCUAUUUGAAUGACACUAGUAAGAAGAUUAUCAAGAUUGUUGAAAAAAUAAACUCCGAUGCAGGAGAAGUUAUCGCAGCAUACACUUAUGAUGCUGGUCCCAACGCAGUGAUUUAUUACGACGAAAAAGAUGAGGACAAAGUCCUUGGUGCUAUUUAUGCUAGAUUUGGAAGCGUUAAUGGAUGGAAUGGAAAGAAGUAUGAGGUAGCCCAUACCGCUGAAGAAUUGAGCGGAGUGUCAAGAGUAAUUUUGACAAGUAUUGGUAACGGACCACAAAUUUCUCAAGAAUCUUUGAUCAAUGAGAGCGGCGAACCAAAAAGUAAUUAA